Messenger RNA from Gossypium arboreum, 1928 nucleotides. RefSeq lists its product as uncharacterized. Gene Ontology annotation, molecular function: protein binding; ATP hydrolysis activity; ATP binding. The transcript has 8 exons. Lineage: Eukaryota; Viridiplantae; Streptophyta; Magnoliopsida; Malvales; Malvaceae. The record is from RefSeq and is a predicted model, not a curated record. Bases 293 to 1729 code for a protein of 478 amino acids.
CUGAAAAACUAAAAAUAUCAAGCAAAAAUUGAGUGGUCACUAUUUACAGCUUAAAAAUAGGUGGCCCACUUGGUGGGCGGUGGCUACUGAGAGGAAGCUCCGCCGCCCACAGAUCCCCCCCAAAAAAGCCCAAAUCCAAACCGCGUAAAUUUGCCCAAAAAAAACCACCACCAUAGAAAUUAUAUAGCAAAGAACUUGAAAACACACACACCAGUGUUAGUAGAUUCAAGGCGCGAGAAUCGGAUUCGAGAGGAAAAGGGGGAGGAAAGAAAAAAAAAUUAUUUUUGCAAGGAUGCAGAGGCGUCAAGAUCAACGGUCGAGAUCUGUUAAACCCAUUACGGUUCAUGGGUUAGCUCAGUCUGGGGAUCUUGUUGGUCUUCAAAAGUUGCUUAAUGAUAAGCCUUUUCUUCUCAAUGAGAGAAACCCUGUUAUGGCACAAACACCACUUCAUGUAUCCUCUGGAAAUGACAGGGCUGAGAUAGUUAAUUUUUUGCUCGAUUGGCAAGGAUCAGAAAAAGCUGAGUUGGAAGCUAAAAAUAUGUAUGGUGAGACUCCGUUGCAUAUGGCAGCCAAGAAUGGAUGUAGCGAAGCUGCACGGUUGCUCCUUGCUCAUGGUGCUUUCAUUGAAGCCAAAGCUAAUAACGGAAUGACACCGUUACAUUUAGCUGUUUGGCACUCGAUUCGAUCAGACAACCAUGCAACUGUCAAGACACUACUCGAGUACAAUGCCGAUUGUAGUGCUGAGGAUGAUGAAGGUAUGACACCUAUAAAACAUAUCUCGAAAGGCCCUGGAAGUGAGAAGCUACAGGAAUUAUUACAUAGGCAUCUUGAAGAGCAGCGAAAGAGAAGGGCAUUGGAAGCAUGCGGUGAAGCAAAGGCUAAGAUGGAUGAGCUCGAGAAAGAGCUGUCAAAUAUCGUGGGCUUGCAUGAUCUCAAAGUUCAACUUCGGAAAUGGGCAAAGGGGAUGCUUCUCGAUGAAAGGCGUAGAUCUCUAGGGUUGAAAGUUGGCGCUAGAAGACCUCCUCAUAUGGCAUUCCUUGGUAAUCCCGGAACAGGUAAGACUAUGGUAGCUCGUGUUCUCGGGAAAUUGCUUCAUAUGGUCGGAAUUCUACCUACUGACAAGGUAACAGAAGUACAAAGGACAGAUUUGGUUGGUGAAUUCGUUGGACACACAGGACCAAAGACAAGGAGAAAGAUCCAAGAAGCCGAAGGUGGAAUUCUUUUUGUUGAUGAAGCAUAUAGGUUAAUCCCAAUGCAAAAGUCUGACGAUAAAGACUAUGGAUUAGAGGCUUUAGAAGAAAUCAUGUCUGUAAUGGACAGCGGUAAAAUCGUAGUCAUAUUUGCUGGAUACAGUGAACCAAUGAAGCGUGUAAUCAGUUCUAACGAAGGAUUCUCCCGAAGGGUAACGAAAUUUUUCCAGUUCAGCGAUUUCAAUCCCGAAGAACUAGCUGAGAUCCUCCAUAUCAAAAUGAACAAUCAAACCGAGCAAAGUUUGUUGUACGGAUUUAAGUUACAUAGUUCUUGCAGUUUAGAUGCAAUAGCAAGACUAAUAGAGAAAGAAACAACGGAAAAACAGCGUAAAGAGAUGAAUGGAGGUUUAGUCGAUCCGUUACUAGUUAACGCUAGGGAAUGCCUUGAUCUUCGACUCAGUUUUGACUGUAUAGACGCUGAUGAACUGCGGACCAUAACCCUUGAAGAUCUCGAAGCUGGUAUUCGGCUUUUCUCGUGAUAUUAUUGAACCAUAAAACUAGAAGGUUUCCUUAAACUCAGAAGCUGGUUUCAGGUAUAUAUAUAUGUGUGUGUGAUGGAGAUUAUGGUUGAAAGAAUUUUGAUUUCAUUUUGGCUUGUUUUUGUUAAUUAAAUUCAUUCCUUUUUGUGCUAAACAAUUGAUUUGAACUCAUACAUAUAUUUAUUCUUUCCCUUAAAAA